Messenger RNA from Dovyalis caffra, 312 nucleotides. Lineage: Eukaryota; Viridiplantae; Streptophyta; Magnoliopsida; Malpighiales; Salicaceae. The record is from the annotation of a GenBank genome assembly.
AUGGCAUAUGUGGAUCAUGCAUUCUCAAUAACUGAUGAAGAUUUAAUGGUGGAAACAUCAUAUACAGUCAAUAAUAAGCCUCCUAUCAAAGAGAUUGCUCUUGCUGUUUCUCUUCUUGUUUUUGGUGUUCUUGGUAUUGUUUUGGGUAUUUUCAUGACUUACAACAAUAUUGGCGGCGAUAGAGUUCAUGGGAUUUUCUUUGCAAUAUUGGGACUGGUACUGUUUAUUCCAGGGUUUUAUUAUACAAGGAUUGCAUAUUUUGCGUAUAAAGGAUACAAGGGCUUCUCUUUCUCCAACAUACCGCCUGUGUAG